AUGGCGCUCUGGUUGACUGUGGUCAUUGCUUUCACCUGCCUUAGUGGCCUUGCCUCCCCAGGUCCUGUGCGUAACUUAACAACCACCAAGGAGCUCAUUGAGGAACUGGCCAACAUCACCCAGAAUCAGGCAUCCCUUUGCAAUGGCAGCAUGGUAUGGAGCGUCAACCGGACCACCAGCAUGUACUGUGCAGCUCUGGAAUCUCUGAUCAGUGUCUCCAACUGCAGCGCCAUCCACAGGACCCAGAGGUUGCUGAAAUCACUGUGUGCUCAGGAUACCUUGGCAGGGCAGAUCCCCAGUGAGCGCAGCCAGGACACCAAAAUUGAAGUGAUCCAGUUGGUGAAAAACCUGCUCACCUAUGCACGGGGUGUUUUUCGCCAUGGAAAUUUCCCAUGAAGCAUGAAAACCUAGC
Molecule: messenger RNA, 412 nt
Organism: Enhydra lutris kenyoni (northern sea otter)
Lineage: Eukaryota; Metazoa; Chordata; Mammalia; Carnivora; Mustelidae
Gene: IL13
Product: interleukin 13
Exons: 4
Coding region: 1-396 (131 amino acids)
Biological process (GO): immune response
Cellular component (GO): extracellular region
Molecular function (GO): cytokine receptor binding
Source: RefSeq, a predicted model, not a curated record